CUUGAGAUGUCCAAUUUCAAGAGUGACAUCAAACUGAAAAAAUCUGUAUCGAACGAUGCGAUUUAUUCUAUGAUCACAGAAUUUACAAAACACCAUAAUAAUAUUUUAAGAUACGUUGAAGAUUUGCAAUCGCUAUUCGGUAGUAUAUUAUUUAUAGAAUUUCUGUCCAGUGCCACCUUAAUCGCCUUAGUUACGUUUCAAAUGAAGAUGUCGAGCGCUGACAGUAUUCUUAGUUUCUUUACGUUCAUAUUCUACUUCUCGUUCGUGCUCCUUCACAUGUUCAUGUAUUGCACAUUUGGCACCAUGUUAACUAAUCAGAGCCACCUAAUCGUUUCCGCUUGUUGGAAUGGAUCUUUAUGGGACGAUGACUUAUCCGAAAGAUGUCGAAAGUCUUUGUUAACGAUCAUGAUACGUGCCACGAAGCCGUGUUAUUUAAUUGGAGGAAAGUGUUUCACAGCUGGUCUAGAACAAUUCACUAUGAUCAUCAAAUCCGCGGUGUCGUAUUAUGCACUGAUUAAUACAUUCCUGGAGUGAGAAAUAUCAGCAAUGUCCGGAAAGGUGGAAUAAAUAAUUUUUUGUCGCAUUGAAACGUA
Messenger RNA from Orussus abietinus, 593 nucleotides. RefSeq lists its product as uncharacterized. Gene Ontology annotation, cellular component: plasma membrane. The transcript is spliced from 5 exons. NCBI's taxonomy places the organism in Eukaryota, Metazoa, Arthropoda, Insecta, Hymenoptera, Orussidae. Gene Ontology annotation, biological process: detection of chemical stimulus involved in sensory perception of smell; sensory perception of smell. Bases 7 to 534 code for a protein of 175 amino acids. Gene Ontology annotation, molecular function: olfactory receptor activity; odorant binding. The record is from RefSeq and is a predicted model, not a curated record.